Molecule: messenger RNA, 1406 nt
Organism: Clupea harengus (Atlantic herring)
Lineage: Eukaryota; Metazoa; Chordata; Actinopteri; Clupeiformes; Clupeidae
Gene: cln5
Product: CLN5 lysosomal BMP synthase
Biological process (GO): lysosome organization
Cellular component (GO): lysosome; lysosomal membrane
Molecular function (GO): hydrolase activity, acting on glycosyl bonds
Source: RefSeq, a predicted model, not a curated record
GACAGGACAACGUGACUCGAGUGAUUCGAUUAAAUACGGAAGUAGACUACACUGAACAGUUGGUUAACUUGAGAAGUAGGUUAGCCUCGGCAUCUAGCUUCCACAGAAGUGGACAACAGUAAACCUUUGCGAAGCAUCAUAUAUGUACCUUGAUAUGAAACACGCAUUGUUUUGUAUUUACUUACUUACUCACCUAACAUCUGGGCAACUAACAGAUUCACAUCUUAGCAAUGGGAUGAGAAAAUGGCCAGUGCCGUACAGGCGGUUUGAUCGGCGUCCAGAAGUGGAUCCAUUCUGCCAGGCAUUAUACCCUUUCUGCCCCACCGGUGACCGUGACAGUCGGAUACCUUACAUGCGAAAUUCUGAUGUCAUCUCAGUGUUUCGACUUCAAGCUCCUGUGUGGGAAUUUAAGUACGGCGACCUAUUGGGAAAAUUUAAUAUCAUGCAUGAUGCAAUUGGAUUCAGAAGCAAGGAGACCGGCACAAACUACACCAUGGAGUGGUACGAGCUGUUUCAGCUGGGGAACUGCACUUUUCCUCACCUAAAGCCCGGUGUCAGCGCCCCCUUCUGGUGUAAUCAAGGUGCUGCAUGCUUUUCUGAGGGAAUAGAUGACCUGCAUUGGAAACAGAAUGGAACUUUGGAAGAAGUGGGAGAAAUCACAGGUAACCAGUUCAAUGACCUGGCCCGCUGGGUCCAAGAGGACAAUGAGACCGGGAUUUACUAUGAAACCUGGACUGCAAGAUCUGACCCGAGUGGGAAUGCAACCGUGUGGUUUGAAUCGUAUGACUGCUCCCAGUUUGUGCAUCGAAGUUAUCGAAAGCUAUCUGAGCUAGGUGCCAAGCUCACAAGCAAAACCCAAACCAACUACACCAAGAUCUACCUGUACAGUGGAGAGCCUACCUAUUUGGGAGAUGAUGAUACCAUCUUUGGUCAAGCCUCCAUGAAAUCUCUGGCCUCGGACAUAAGGAACUUCUAUCAUGACUUUCAGCCACAUCAGUCUACACUGGAUGCCAUCAUUAGCAUCAUUGAAGCGUACAAGAAGGUCGUCUUGGAGAAGAACUUCUAUUUGUACUAUAACUUUCAAUAUUGGCACCUGCCCAUGAAACCGCCAUAUGUUCGAAUCACAUAUGAGGAAAUUCCUUUACCAUGAUUUAUUUAUUCAUCUUUCAAAUCAGGUUUUACAUCUUAUGUAUGACCUAUAUUGUGUUACAUUAAACUGCACUGGAAACAUGUUGUUGCAUGGGCAUGUGCUUCAUUGUGUUAAAGCCUCAUAAUGUAAUGAUGGUGAAUUUUGUUGCUGUGGCAGCCUCUGGAACUACCAUGUAUAAUGCAUUUUUACAUUGUCAUAAAUACAAUCAGUUUUUUUUAAUAAUAAUCAAUAAUAAAUACUUUAUUGUAACUUUUAA